AUGAAACGCCAGCACACCGAGGAGGCGGAGGCCCCGCCCGACAGAGAAGAAAACGGAAGCAGGAGGCGAAGAGUGAACGACGACGACGAGAGGCGAAACCCCCACCACCGGCCGCAAACCCAAGUCCCCGCGACCGCAUCCGCUACCGCCAAACGAAACCGACCCCUACGGCAACCGACGGCCGCCGCCCGGCCCCGAUCAACGCGCUCCCAACGCCGACAAAGGCGUGUCUCCCGCCUAUGCUACACCUCCCGUGUCUCCUCACAGAGUCGGACUAGAGUCAAGCUCAACAGGGUCUUCUUUCCCCGCCGAUCGUUCCAAGCCCGUUCCCUUGGCUGUGGACGUAGACGACAUAGCCCCAACAUUACCGGGGGAACAGCGGCGACAUACCCCACAGGCGGACCGAACCGACCCGUACUAGAGCGAACCGGGCAUGAGUACACCACCGGGACUGGCGCGUACCCACGGCAGAGACCCAGCAGCGCAAGGAAGAUGGUCGCGAAAAGCCCUCGAAAGCUGGUCGCACUUGGAACGCCCUACAAGUGCGACCCGGGCACGCGCACACCCCCCGACACCACCGGACCCCGACCGCAGGACGCCACCGGCAUCAACGGCAACCCAUGGGACCGGCACGCACCAGCGGGAGAGACCCAGCAUCGCCAAGAGAUGGCAGCGAUAUGCUCUCGAAAGCUGGUCGUAAGGCUGCCGAAUACCGUGCGACCCGAGCACGCGCCAACCCCAGACAACACCAGGACCCAGCCACAGGACGCCACCGGCACCACGAGGGCGACAGCACGCCAACGGACGGAGCCAGCAGGACCGGCCCGUAUCCAACCAACAGGGCAUGCACGCACCCCCAAAUUUUGCUGUCGAGGAGAACCAUCUUUGGCCACCGUCAGUCGAGACGGGAGAGUGAAGUAG
Molecule: messenger RNA, 921 nt
Organism: Acanthosepion pharaonis
Lineage: Eukaryota; Metazoa; Mollusca; Cephalopoda; Sepiida; Sepiidae
Source: the annotation of a GenBank genome assembly